Molecule: messenger RNA, 342 nt
Organism: Ostrinia nubilalis (European corn borer)
Lineage: Eukaryota; Metazoa; Arthropoda; Insecta; Lepidoptera; Crambidae
Product: transmembrane protein 230
Exons: 1
Coding region: 1-342 (113 amino acids)
Cellular component (GO): endomembrane system
Source: RefSeq, a predicted model, not a curated record
AUGUCCAGAUUCAGGUUUGGAAGACAGCACGAGGGUUAUCGACUGGUGUCGAGUGACGACAGUGGGUUCUCAGACGCACAAUUUGAAGUACCACCUCCGAAAGUACCAUGGAAAGCUAUUAGUUUAGCAGCCUUUCUAUUUAGCGUUGGCACUGUACUACUAGUAAUGGGCAGUUUGAUAGUAACUGGCCAUAUAGACACUAAGUAUUCUGACCGGCUUUGGCCGAUGAUAAUUUUAGGUGGAAUUAUGUUCUUACCAGGUGCUUAUCACAUCAGGAUAGCUUAUUACGCUUAUAAAGAAUACCCAGGCUAUAGUUUUACAGAUAUUCCAGAAUUUGAGUAG